Messenger RNA from Coturnix japonica (Japanese quail), 1109 nucleotides. It is a transcript of the gene NMRK2, whose product is annotated as nicotinamide riboside kinase 2. The record is from RefSeq and is a predicted model, not a curated record. Lineage: Eukaryota; Metazoa; Chordata; Aves; Galliformes; Phasianidae.
AUGGGGUGUCAGUUAUGGGGCGGGGAAACGGCCGCUGGGGGCUAUAAAGGGCUGCGGGGCGGCUCGGCUUCAAUGGAACAAGGGAGCAGCGGGACGAAAAGCAGCUAAAGGGGGGAAAAAAGGGACCCUCUGUGCUAAACCCCAUACGGUGCGGGGUCCUCAGCCUCAUCUUCAUCCUCCUCUUCCUCCCCGCAUUGCGCAGCUCCGCCAUGGAGUACAUCAUAGGGAUCGGAGGCGUCACCAACGGAGGGAAAACCACGCUGACCAACAGGAUCGUGAAGGCGCUGCCCAACUGCUGCGUUGUCCAUCAGGAUGAUUUCUUCAAGCCACAAGAUCAAAUAGAAGUCGGGGCAGACGGCUUUAAGCAAUGGGACGUGUUGGACUCGCUGGAUAUGGAGGCGAUGAUGAGCACCAUCAACGCUUGGAUAAAGAACCCGGUCAAGUUUGAACGCUCUCAUGGGGUGAACGUCACACCCGACCCUACAGAGCCUCCCUCCAACGAGCCCCACAUUCUGCUCAUCGAAGGCUUCCUGCUGUACAACUACAGACCCCUGAUGGAGCUCUUCGACCUGCGCUACUUCCUGGCUGUGCCAUACGAUGAGUGCAAACGGAGGAGGAGUACACGGAGCUACACCGUCCCCGACCCCCCCGGCCUCUUCGAUGGCCACGUGUGGCCCAUGUACCUGAAGCACCGGAAGGAGAUGGAGGACAGUGGGGUGGAUGUUGUCUAUUUAGAUGGGCUGAAGAGCCGCGAGGAGCUCUACAACCAAGUCCUGGAGGACAUCAGGAAUAGACUGCUGAACCGCCCCCCAGGACCCCAGAAGAGCUGAGACCCCAUGUACACAGCGAUGUAAAUACUACGUAGCGCCGACGUCGGGUUGAUUGGGGGAAACGUCUUUUGUAUAUAAUGGAGCACAGAGGAUGAUAAUUUAUUGGCAGCCGUGCCAGGCAGGAUUUGUUACUUUAUUUUAUUGUAUUUUUUUAUAUAUAUAUCUAUCUAUAUUCCAUCGCUUUGGGCAGAAGUUGGGAACUCCUUUUCCUGGUGGAAGGAGCAGAGGCCGCUCCAAAAUCUCAUUGUUCCCAUUGAGUAAAACCAGUCCCAAUCUCUC